GGUUGCUAAGAGACCGGGCUGCCACAAGCUAGGCGGAGGUUCUCUCCAGCCUCUUUUCCUUUUCUGGAUCCGCUUCAGAAUCUCCAAAAGUCAGAUGACCAUGUCCGAUGGAGAAGCUGACACCUUGCGAAGCACCUUUCCCUCUUACAUGGCAGAGGGCGAGAGGUUGUAUCUGUGCGGAGACUAUUUUAAGGCCGCCCAGAGCUUUAGCAAUGCUCUUCACCUUCAAAGCGGAGAUAAGAACUGCCUGGUUGCCCGCUCCAAGUGCUACCUGAAGAUGGGAGACUUGGAGAAAUCCUUGAAUGAUGCUGAGGCUUCACUUCAGAGUGACCCAACUUUCUGCAAGGGCAUUUUACAGAAGGCCGAGACCCUGUACACCAUGGGAGACUUUGAGUUUGCCUUGGUGUUCUAUCAUCGCGGCUACAAACUGAGACCUGAUAGGGAAUUCAAAGUUGGAAUUCAGAAAGCCCAGGAAGCCAUCAACAACUCAGUGGGAAGUCCUUCUUCAAUUAAGCUAGAGAACAAAGGAGACCUCUCCUUCUUAAGCAAACAAGCUGAGAGUAAGAAAGCCCAACAGAAGCCUCUACCCGUGAAGCAACUCUCACACAGCACCAAGCAUGAGACCAAGCGAAAGGGCUCCCUCAAGAGCGAGAAGACAGUCCGGCAGUUGCUUGGGGAACUGUACGUGGACAAGGAGUACCUGGAGAAGCUCCUUCUGGAUGAAGACCUCAUCAAAGGCACCAUCAAGAAUGGCCUGACCGUAGAGGACCUCAUCAUGACUGGCAUCAACUACCUGGACACCCGUAGCAACUUCUGGAGGCAGCAGAAGCCCAUCUAUGCCAGGGAGCGAGACCGGAAGCUGAUGCAGGAGAAGUGGCUACGGGACCGGAAACGCAGCCCCUCGCAGACAGCCCACUACAUCCUCAAGAGCCUAGAGGACAUCGACAUGUUGCUGACCAGCGGCAGCGCCGAAGGGAGCCUCCAAAAGGCAGAGAAAGUACUUAAGAAGGUUCUGGAAUGGAACAAAGACGAGGUGCCAAACAAGGACGAACUGGUUGGGAACUUGUACAGCUGCAUAGGCAACGCCCAGAUUGAGCUGGGGCAGAUGGUGGCUGCCUUGCAGAGCCACAGAAAGGAUCUGGAGAUCGCCAAGGAAUAUGAUCUUCCAGAUGCAAAAUCGAGAGCCCUUGACAAUAUUGGCCGAGUUUUUGCCAGAGUUGGGAAAUUCCAGCAAGCCAUUGACACGUGGGAGGAGAAGAUCCCUCUGGCCAAGACCACGCUAGAGAAGACCUGGCUGUUCCACGAGAUUGGACGCUGUUACUUGGAGCUGGACCAGGCGUGGCAGGCCCAGAGCUACGGUGAAAAGUCCCAGCAGUACGCCGAGGAGGAAGGGGACCUGGAGUGGCAGCUGAACGCUAGCGUUCUGGUGGCGCAGGCCCAAGUGAAGCUGAGAGACUUCGAGUCAGCUGUGAACAACUUUGAGAAGGCCCUGGAGAGAGCCAAGCUGGUCCACAACAAUGAGGCACAGCAUGCCAUCAUCAGUGCCUUGGACGACGCCAAUAAGGGCAUCAUCGAGGAACUUAAGAAAACUAACUACAGGGAGAUACUCAGGGAAAAGGCGGAGAAACAGGAGGUCACCGCACUGAUGGAGUUGUCAGGGUCGUCGUCAGAGAAGGAAGCAGCGAGGCGAGCUCGAGAAGAAUCGGAGAAGGUGGGAAAGGAUCUGACAGAGAGCGAGAGAGACACCACGGACGAGGAGGGGUCGAAGCAGAGAAUGGAGGAACAGGACACUAAAGACUCCGGAGCACUUACCAGAAAAGUGUUAGGGGACAGCAGGGCGCCAGACGAAUCGAUCAGGAGGGAGUCCAAGGAAAUUUACAGAAGGCUCUCAGAAGACUCCAGCCACACGGUCUCAGAAAAUUUAAGCCUAAAGGAUCUAAAACCAGAGAAGAAAAUGGCAGAAGUCGCCAGAGGGGAGGUUGAAAGGCUGGAGAAAACAGAGGGAGAGGACAUAAAGAAAGACUGAGGUGCUUGGCAAAGGAAUGGAGACUUGCUUAGUAGGCAUUAGGUUCAGGAGGACAGUGUUCCUAGGCGAGAUGUUUUUGACAGGAAAA
Molecule: messenger RNA, 2114 nt
Organism: Onychomys torridus (southern grasshopper mouse)
Lineage: Eukaryota; Metazoa; Chordata; Mammalia; Rodentia; Cricetidae
Gene: Odad4
Product: outer dynein arm docking complex subunit 4
Exons: 12
Coding region: 95-2026 (643 amino acids)
Cellular component (GO): cytoplasm
Molecular function (GO): protein binding
Source: RefSeq, a predicted model, not a curated record